This is a messenger RNA of Pelagomonas calceolata, 462 nucleotides long. The record is from the annotation of a GenBank genome assembly. Lineage: Eukaryota; Pelagophyceae; Pelagomonadales; Pelagomonadaceae.
GAAUUUGCUAGUGUCUUACAGACCGCUAGCCCUGCUAUCUUGCAAACUUGAGACAAUUAACCAUGGAAACCAUUCGUCAGCGGACCUCCGGCAACAAGGGCGAGAAAGCCUUGCUUGUCUUGAGACACAGUGGCUUUGUGGGGACGCUCCUAGCCGCGCGCACAGACGCCUUGAGUAAGUCGAUCGCGCUCGCCGGAUAGGCCCGAGCUGACGAGGGCGGCCGCGAGGAACGUCCGCGCGUUUCUCGAUCCACUCAUAGAGGCCGCGGAGCCCGUCAACGCCAACAGGGCCCGCCUCGAGCUGAAGGCAUUCGCGUCCCGCGAAAGUCCCGAGUUCGUGGCCUUUUACGACGAAUACGCCUCCGGAAACACCCGCGGCUGGUUCGACCGGCAGCUCGUGGCCGCGCCCGGCGGCCCGCCGGACUGGCUCCAGGCUUAAUUGCAGCAGCAGGGAAACUGAGUA